AUGCACGGGGCAGCUGCUUGGGGCUUGGCAGUGCCACUCGUCUUCUUGGGUGCCGCCCUCAAUGUUGGUGCUGGUAUCGGUGGUGGUGCCACCUUUGUUGCCAUUUAUUUUUUGGUCCUCGGCGAGGAUGCACAUGGCGCUGUGCCGCUGUCCAAGGCCACCAUUUUUGGCCUCUCAUUGGCCGCGUUUGCCGUUAACAUCUGGAAACGCCAUCCCCAUGACCCCAAAAGACCCCUUAUUGACUAUGACACGGCCAUGAUGCUCGAGCCCAUGACCUUGCUGGGUGGCAUUCUGGGUGUCAUCCUGAACGUCAUCUUCCCAAAUUGGCUCGUGCUCUUGCCGCUCUGUCUUCUGCUGGGGUUUAUCUCCUACAAAACUCUGAAGAAGGCAUGGAACAUGCAUAAGAAGGAGCUGGCCGCUCGGAUCGGCGCUGACGCUAACAAGCCGGCCCUCGAAGACUCUGAUAAGGAGCAGCUCAUGCCUGCUGACGACGCUGAGGACGAUGAAGCUUCCACGGGCUUGGUGAUGGCGGAACAGCUGGAGAAAGAGGACCCCAGCCUUGAGCUGACCAUGCCCAGCGAUGCCCGACGAUCCAUUGCUGUCGCCAGUAAUGGCGACGAUGAUGCCAACCUCGGCUUGCAAGGAUCAUCUUCCACAGAUUUUGCCUCCCUGGGUGACGAGGGCUCGAUGCGGCAGGUCGCGGUUGAGGACGGCCCCGAUGCGAUGGCAGCUCUUCGCGCGGCGCUCGAGCGUGACGACCACCGACUGGCCAAGUGGGACCGCAUCCUGAUGCUGGGUGCUGUUUGGAUCGGCUACUUUGUAUUGACCUUUUUGCUCUAUCGUGCUGAGGAUGCGGUUCCUCGCUGCGAGGCGGGCUGGGUCGUGCUUCUGCUGUGUAGCAUCCCCUACGUGGUUGGUGUGACCUAUCUCUUUGCCCGGCGGCUCCAUCGCCAGACCAUUCAGAAGAAGGCGGUUGGCUACGUUUUCCACCCUGGUGACGUGAUGUGGGAGGGUCGCAACUUGUACUAUUAUCCCGAGAUGGCCUUUUUUGCUGGCCUGUGUGCUUCAAUGAUGGGUAUCGGCGGAGGCCUGAUCAAGUCUCCGUUGAUGCUGAGCAUGGGCUUGAAUCCCCAAACGACGACAACGACCUCGAGCUUUAUGAUCAUUUUCACCUCCAGCGCCAGCACCUUCCAGGUUUGGCUGCGCGCGCUCGUAUCCACCCCCAAGGCCCCGCAUUACUUGAUUCUUGGCAAGCUGCACGGUGCUGAAUUGGCCGCAGUCAUGGCGUCUGGGUUUGCCGGAGCUUUGAUGGGUCAGAAGGUUGUGAAUCAUCUGGUGCAAAAAUACCAAAAACAGUCGCUGCUCAUGUUCUUGCUGGGCGGGUUGACGGUCUUGUCUGUGGUGAUUCUGUUUUCCUUGGCCAUUGCCGACGGUAAAAUUGGCAAGGGUGGCUUUGCCGUGGACGAGUUUUGCCUGCGCGACACCAACAGCACCAACUAG
Monosiga brevicollis MX1 is the source of this 1500-nucleotide messenger RNA. RefSeq lists its product as uncharacterized. Lineage: Eukaryota; Choanoflagellata; Craspedida; Salpingoecidae. Gene Ontology annotation, biological process: protein ubiquitination. The transcript is spliced from 6 exons. The record is from RefSeq and is a predicted model, not a curated record. Bases 1 to 1500 code for a protein of 499 amino acids. Gene Ontology annotation, cellular component: membrane; Cul4A-RING E3 ubiquitin ligase complex.